UUCGGCUUGCUGCCAGGGCUGUGCCUAACACAAAGUGCCCAUGCUAAGUCUCUUUGGGCAGCAGAGCCAGCAAACAACUUUACAGAUAUAAUCAGGACAGCAUAUCCAAUUGGCAACGGAAGAUUAGCUGGUAUUGCUCGACUAUGUAAACCUCUCAAUAUCUUACUAAUUUGGCAACAGNCACUUCCAUUCGGCAAUCCUGGGCACGAGAAACUCAGCUUGAAUGUGGAUUCCUUGUGGAGUGGUGGUCCAUUCGAGAACUCGAGCUACAAUGGAGGCAAUCCUCAAUCUUCUGUGUCGUCUUCUCUGCCAGGUAUUCGCGACUGGAUCUUCAAGAAUGGCACAGGGAAUGUCACUGCUUUGAUGGGAGACAACAACAACUAUGGAAGCUAUGCUGUCCUUGGAAACCUGUCUAUCUCGAUUGAUAGCAUAUCCAACUUCACGGCCUACAACCGAUCCCUUGAUUUGGCAACUGGUGUGUAUGCAACCGCAUUUGAAGCGAAUGGCAGCAAAUACACGAGUGUUUGUGUCUACGAGCUAUCUUCGUACGAUCCACUCCCAGCUAUACAUAUCUCGUUCGAGAAUCUGCAGUCGAAUGCCUCCCUGGUCAGCUCUACAUGUUCGACAUCCUCAAGAACCGCAUCACUCUUGGGCAUUACUCGCGCAGAAAUUGGUAUGCUAUAUCGCGCCGAAGCGAAAGUCGAUAAUAGACUGUCAUCGCUUUCCUGUUCUUCGGGUGUUCUCACAGUCAACCCAAGUCCCAAGCAGCGAUCUUUGGUUCUUAUAACAGCGGCUGGUACUGAUUACGCAGAGACCGAGGGUACUGCGGCGAGCAACUAUUAUUAUAAAGGACCAGACCCAGGAGAUUAUAUCUCUACUGUCGCCGCGUCGGCAGCGGCAAAGGGCUCCAAAGCCUUGUUGCAUCGCCACAUCGCAGACUACACCGCUCUCUCCUCACGCUUCACUCUCAACCUUCCAGACACAGCUGGAUCAGCAGGGAAACCAACAGUAGAGCUGUUAGCCGCUUACCAAGGCACCGAAAACAUCAGAAGUGACCCUUACUAUGAAUCCCUCCAGUUUGAUUAUGGUCGUCACCUCUUCAUCUCUUCUUCACGCCAAAACUCGCUUCCACCUAACCUCCAAGGAAAAUGGGCUUACGGACUCGAAAAUGCCUGGGGAGCUGACUACCAUGCCAACAUCAACCUGCAGAUGAAUCACUGGGGAGUUGAUCAGACAGGACUUGGCGAGCUACAAGAUGCACUAUGGCGAUACAUGACAGACACCUGGGUGCCUCGAGGUACUGAGACUGCAAAACUGCUCUACGAUGCACCCGGCUGGGUAACUCAUGAUGAGAUGAAUAUUUUCGGCCACACUGGGAUGAAGACUGGCGAUGACUAUUGGGCAGAUUAUCCAGCAUCGGCGGCUUGGAUGAUGUUGCACGUCUUUGACCAUUUCUCCUAUUCUCAGGACGUUGACUGGCUUCACAAGACAGGGUAUCCAUUACUCGAAGGUGUGGCUUCGUUCUGGUUAAGCCAAAUGCAAGCAGAUGAAUGGUUUGAUGAUAGAACUCUGGUCGUAAACCCUUGCUCCUCGCCAGAGCAUGGCCCAACCACUUUCGGCUGUGCGCACCAUCAACAACUUCUACAAUCUCUCUUCACAAACACCAUCUCCUCUGCGAAAGCCCUCAACUACACAUCCCCUCUCCUUUCCAACCUCACACUCGCGCUACAGAAUCUAGACACAGGCCUACACGUCAAUCCUACCCUCCACACACUCCAAGAAUGGAAGAUCACCUCUCUAGACACCUUCUACAAUACAAACUCCACCCACCGCCAUCUCUCCCACCUCGUAGGCUGGUACCCAGGCUCCUCCCUCUCUGGCAUUUUAUCCGGCUACACAGAUUCCACCAUCUCCUCCGCCGUCAAACAAACUCUCAUCCAGCGCGGCCCAGGUAUCGCCGACUCAAACGCCGGCUGGGAAAAGGUUUGGCGCGCAGCUUGUUGGUCGCGCCUCAAUGCCUCUUCUCAAGCUUACGACGAAUUGCGCCUCACCAUAUCCCAAAACAUUGCUUCCAAUGGGCUUUCCAUGUAUUCGGGCAAAAACGAACCUUUUCAAAUCGACGCGAAUUUUGGGUUCGUGGGGGCGGUGUUGGCAAUGUUGGUUGUGGAUAUUGAGGAGCUGGGGAGUGUGGUGUUGGGGCCUGCGAUCCCGAGAGAGUGGGCGGGUGGUAGUGUCAAGGGAUUGAGAGUUAGAGGUGGUGGUAAUGUGGAGUUUGGCUGGGAUGAAGAGGGAGUGGUGCAGUGGGCAAAGUGUGAAGGUGUCAAAAGGAGAGUUGUCAAUCUAAAAGGAAGAGUGUUGUGUUAG
This is a messenger RNA of Aureobasidium uvarum, 2364 nucleotides long. The record is from the annotation of a GenBank genome assembly. NCBI's taxonomy places the organism in Eukaryota, Fungi, Ascomycota, Dothideomycetes, Dothideales, Saccotheciaceae.